Molecule: messenger RNA, 2828 nt
Organism: Choloepus didactylus (southern two-toed sloth)
Lineage: Eukaryota; Metazoa; Chordata; Mammalia; Pilosa; Megalonychidae
Gene: FIGNL2
Product: fidgetin like 2
Exons: 2
Coding region: 197-2173 (658 amino acids)
Molecular function (GO): ATP binding; ATP hydrolysis activity; microtubule severing ATPase activity
Source: RefSeq, a predicted model, not a curated record
CUGUCCAGUCCCGCUCCCGGCCGCGGCGGCCGCAGCAACCGCAGCAGUAGCGGCUCCAGGAUGGUGAGCGCCGCUGCUCCCCAGCCUCGGCCUGUCGCCCCCGGCCCGCGCCCCCGCCCCGGCCCCGGGGCCGGACGCCCCCCCGGGCCGCGGACACUCACCUAGGACCCGGCCGGGAUGCCGAGCUCUGUCAAAGAUGCACUGGACACCGGAACACGCCCAGCCCCUCAACCAGUGGCCAGAGCAGCACCUGGACGUCUCCUCUACCACCCCUUCGCCGGCCCACAAGUUGGAGUUGCCCCCGGGGGGUCGCCAGCGCUGCCACUAUGCUUGGGCACACGACGAUAUCUCCGCCCUCACUGCCUCCAACCUUCUCAAGCGCUACGCGGAGAAGUACUCGGGGGUCUUGGACUCUCCCUACGAGCGCCCGGCCCUGGGCGGCUACAGCGAUGCCGCCUUCCUCAACGGUGCCAAGGGAGACCCCGAACCCUGGCCAGGGCCCGAGCCACCCUAUCCCUUGGCCUCACUCCACGAGGGCCUCCCGGGAGCCAAGUCGGGCACUGGGGGUAGUUCUGGAGGUCUGGGGAGCUCCCCGGUUUUAGCCGGGAACCUGCCUGAACCCCUCUACGCUGGCAAUGCAUGCGGGGGCCCCUCGGCCGCACCAGAGUACCCAGCGGGCUACGGCGGAGGGUACCUGGCACCUGGUUACUGCGCACAGGCGGGCGCUGCGCUGCCCCCGCCGCCCCCGGCUGCGCUUCUACAGCCCCCACCCCCUCCGGGCUACGGCCCCUCCGGGCCGCUGUACAACUACCCCGCGGGGGGCUACGCUGCACAGCCUGGCUACGCUGGCCUACCCCCGCCCCCCGGCCCGCCCCCGGGCCCCUACCUGACCUCGGGCCUGGCGGCGCCCACGCCUCUGCCCGCGCCGGCGCCGCCACGGCCUGCGCCCACCUCCUACACCUUCCAGGCUACAGCUCCGGGCGCGGAGGCCGGGGUCUCGCUGAAGCGCAAGGCCGCCGACGAGGGCGCAGAGGGCCGCUACCGCAAGUAUGUCUACGAGCCCGCCAAGGCCCCCAUGGCCGACGGCGCCUCCUAUCCUGCCGCGGACAAUGGCGAGUGUCGGGGCAACGGGUUCCGGGCGAAGCCGCCGGGAGCCGCGGAGGAGGCCACGGGCAAGUACGGUGGCGGCAUCCCCAUCAAGGUCCUAGGCUCCCCAGUCUACGGCCCGCAACUCGAGCCCUUUGAAAAGUUUUCAGAGCGGGCCCCGGCGCCGGCUCCCCGUGGGGGCUUCGCGUUGCCCUCGGGGGAGCCUCCCAAAGGAGUGGACCCGGGGUCCCUGGAGCUGGUGACGAGCAAGCUGGUGGACUGCGGGCCCCCAGUGCAGUGGGCAGACGUGGCAGGCCAGGGCGCGCUCAAGGCGGCUCUGGAAGAGGAGUUGGUGUGGCCCCUGCUGAGGCCACCCGCCUAUGCUGGCAGCGCGCGCCCGCCGCGGACCGUGCUGCUCUUCGGACCGCGGGGCGUGGGGAAGGCGCUGCUGGGCCGCUGCCUCGCCACGCAGCUGGGCGCCACGCUGCUGCGUCUGCGCGGUGCCGUGCUGGCGGCGCCGGGCGCGGCAGAGGGCGCGCGCCUCCUCCAGGCCGCCUUCGCGGCUGCGCGCUGCCGUCCGCCGGCAGUGAUCCUCAUCAGCGAGCUGGACGUGCUGCUCCCCGCGCGGGACGACGGCGCCUCCGCGAGCGCGCUGCAGGCGCCGCUCCUGGCUUGCCUGGACGGCGGCUGCGGCACGGGGGCCGACAGCGUGCUGGUAGUGGGUACCACCUCGCGGCCCGCCGCCCUGGAUGAGGCGACCCGCAGGCGCUUCUCUCUCCGCUUCUACGUGUCCCUGCCUGACAGUCCGGCCCGUGGGCAGAUCCUGCAGCGGGCGCUGGCCCAGCAGGGCUGCGCGCUGAGCGAGCGGGAGCUCGCGGCCCUGGUGCAGGGCACCCAGGGCUUCUCAGGGGGCGAGUUGGGGCAGCUGUGCCAGCAGGCAGCGGCCGGGGCGGGCCUUCCGGGGCUGCAGCGCCCCCUUUCUUACAAGGACUUGGAGGCGGCGCUAGCCAAGGUGGGCCCUAGGGCUUCCCCCAAGGAGCUGGACUCGUUCGUGGAGUGGGACAAAAUGUACGGCUCCGGACACUGAUGGUUUGCGGGGGAGUGCGCGGGAGCCACCGGCCCUGCCGCCAGCUUUCUCCGCUUAGGAGGUGUGUCAUUAACCAAGCCCUGGCUGGGAGGGUGCCAGAGUGGUGAAUGUGGAGUGGGGGAGGGGGGCCUGCCGGUGGACUUUUUUUUUCCCGUGGGAUGGAAAAUGCUUCUGCUAGGCAGAUAGAUGCCGUGUGCGCCGUGUACUCAGGUUUUUCCUAUUUAUUGUGGACGAGAAGCUAGCCAUCUCCUCCCUGCGGGUGGGGCAGACCCGGGAUGGGCUGGCACCCCGGGACUAAGGAACUCCUGCUCUCUCGCCACAAUCCUUUUGUCUCCUUGCUGUCUGAAUAGCUCUCCCCUCACCCAGUUUCUUUCUCUACAUUCUCUUGUUUUCUCUCCCUAUUGCUUUGUGUCCCCCCCCUUCUCUUUUACUCCUCCUUCCCUCCCCCAUUUCUACAUCUAUCACCCUCUGUGCUUCUGUCUCUCCAUCCCGUUCUCUCUAGCCUCCCUCUGUCUCUUGCUCCCUGUUUUUAAAUGCUUCUCACUGCCUUCUGUCUCUCAUUCAAAGGCCUCAGUGUCUCUUCACAGGAGAUCUGGAGGUCCAGAGGUGGCGGCAGAGGGGAUAGGGAGUUCCCUCCUAUCCCCUUAUCCCUUGC